AUGGUGCCUUCUCAGUCGGUGACGCACGACAUGGCCGCCAUCACUGGACUGCGAGGGUGGAUGGCCGUUGCCACGUUCUGGUUCCACCACGUCAUAUACACCCGCACGGGCCACGUGUGCACACUCCCGUGCGUCACAGUAUUUUUCGUGCUCUCUGGGAUGGUCUACGCGCUGUUCGAGAUGGGCCCCGAGGCGUCCGAGCGCAUGAGAGCGCCACCGGACGACUCGCACGCACCAGCCGCGCCCCCGGCGGAGCUGCCCCGGGCCGCGCCGAGCGCGCGGCGCGUCGCCUCGCCGGGGGCGCGGUCCCCGGGGCCUCUCGUGCGUUCCGGCGCGGCCGCGCCUCUGCAGGGCCCCGCCGUGCCGCGGCAGCCCGAGCCUCGGGGGCAUUUUCUCAGUCGCCCUGCCGUUCUGGGCCGCGCGACGUCGGCGUAUGUGGGCAGGCGUCUCCAGCGCUUGUUCAGGCAGUAUUACGUUUCCGCACUUUUCGCCGCUCCACUGCUCGUCGCUUUUUACAGCAGCGGCUGUUGGCAGGGCCUCUUGGCACUGAUCAGUCUCUUUCCGCCAGUUUGGACUGUUUAUCAUUGGGAUUCGCGCGUCGGAGCGCUGAUCGCACCAAGUUGGUUUACUGCCCAAUUGCUGACAUUCUCAUUUCUUAUGCCGACAGUCGGAGAUUGGCUUGGACGCCGGCCACGGAAAGACGACGGUGCUCUUUUGCGCUUGCUUUUGGGGAUCCCGUGUCUGACACGUCACGUCACCGAGUGGAAAAUCAAGCGAUGCGUCAUCGCGCCAGGCUGGCGUUUUUUUUUUGGUUGCGGUGCAUCUGUUAUUGCAAUUCCAUUUGUGUCUUCUGUGUGCGUUAAGACUCGUAUACCUCUUGUGCUGCACUACAAUCCAGUCUUCCGGUUCAGUCAGGUAGUGAUCGGAAUGGUUUUCGGCCUUCGUUUGCGGCACAAGCUCUGGUUCUUGAGUGAAGCCGAAGAUUGCCAGGCCAGUGCAAUAAAAGCAAGGCGACUGGGGAACUGCAUGGUUUUGCUUCUAUUAGUGAUUGUGUUUUUUCGAUACCAGGGAAAGUAUCAACUUCAGGUGUUCGCUUUAGAUUGUAUUUUAGAGUAUACGCCUUUCGUACCCUUUAUACCUUUCUUCUUAUGCCACCCAGAUUACGAUCAGACAACGGACUACACGUCCAGGUUCGACUUGGCUUGUAAGCGACUCUCCAGGAUGGUUUUGUGUAACCCGAUGGCCACAUGGUGUGGGACAUAUUCAUAUGAGAUUUACUCGUGCCAUUGGCCCGUAUUUGUUUUGUGCUCGUAUUUGGAUGUGGGCCCUGAGUGCAUGUUCCACAGGUGGAAAAUUGGCGAACGCGAGUGUUACGUAUUCGAAUAUGACUGGACCAUGGACUAUCGGUGCCGUCCUCCUACAGUGUGGUUUGGAUUGGUUUACAAAGCUAUGCUCGUCAUGGCGAUUAGCAUUUGCAUGCACCACGGGUCGAGGACGAUUCGUCAAGGAGCUACCCGCCGUCUGCUUACGAAGCAAAGCUAA
Prorocentrum cordatum is the source of this 1542-nucleotide messenger RNA. The record is from the annotation of a GenBank genome assembly. Lineage: Eukaryota; Dinophyceae; Prorocentrales; Prorocentraceae.